Messenger RNA from Myxocyprinus asiaticus (Chinese sucker), 10485 nucleotides. It is a transcript of the gene bcam, whose product is annotated as basal cell adhesion molecule (Lutheran blood group). The coding region runs from base 207 to 2057 and encodes 616 amino acids. Lineage: Eukaryota; Metazoa; Chordata; Actinopteri; Cypriniformes; Catostomidae. The transcript is spliced from 17 exons. Gene Ontology annotation, cellular component: plasma membrane. The record is from RefSeq and is a predicted model, not a curated record.
CAGCCAAGUCUCUGCCAUCCGCAUCAAAUUUCUUGCGGCAAUAAGGACAGGGGGAGCGCACUGCUGCGCGUGUGUAUGUGAAAGAGCGAGUGUGUGAAGCAGUUUGAAAGCAGAGGGCGAAGGAGCUGUACCGACCUGAGGCGGACUGAAGAGAGUGCAAAGACAUAAAGCUACGCGACGUGAAAGAAAGCCGAUAAGAGGCAACUAUGGAAAGAACGAUGUCGGGGCUUCUAGCGGUUUGCUGCACCUUGCUAUUGCUGCAGGUGUGUUUGGCUUCAGUCACGGUGAAGGUGACCCCAAAGGUGGAGGUGAUUAAAGGAGAGCAAGUCAAGCUGCCCUGCAGCUACACCACUUCUGAACCCCCAAGCCAGAUAGUGGUCCAGUGGCACAUAGAGACUUCAAGUGGAAGGAAGCAAAUAGCUUACAAGACUGACAAAGAUUCUGGCAUUGAUGCUGGCACACCGUUGGCAGACCGUGUAACCAUAGGAGAUGACUUUUCCCUCACCAUCUCCCCAGUCAUGGUGGAGGAUGAGAGGAGCUUUUUCUGCCAAGUGGUCGGAGGACCUGUGGGGACCUCUGAGGCUGAGUCCCAGGUCAAGGUUUUCUAUGCUCCAGAGAAGCCAGUGAUUACUGGCAAUAAUCAUGCCAUCACAGUCAGUAAUGACACUGUCUCUUCCUCUGAGGUGGGUAGAUGCACCAGCAGGAAUGCUUACCCUCAGCCUCGUAUUAUCUGGUUUAAGGACAACACCCCUCUGCCUGAAGUGAAAGACCAAAGGGAAAAAACAUACAUGAUACUUCGUGUAGUGAAGGAAGCCUCAGGCCUGUACACCGUGACCAGCUCUCUGUUCAUGCAGCCAGUAAAAGCAGAUGCGAAAUCUGCAUUCCACUGCACAGUGGAGUACAGCAUGCCAAACAAUCAGAUCAAACAGGAGAGCUCCGAUAAGUUCAAACUCACGUUGCUCUAUUCAACGGAGAAUGUGUUCUUCAAACUCCUGAAUCAGGGGCCAAUCAAAGAGGGGGAUGAGGUAAAGAUGGAGUGCAAGACUGAUGGAAACCCUCAGCCUGAGUUGGAUUUUUAUAAAGAGAAAAAACAGCUAAAGGGCUCUGAAGGCACCUUAACAUUGAAGAGCGUGACUCGGGAGGAUGCUGGAAACUAUACAUGUGAAGCUCUCGACUUUGAUGCACUACCAGAGGUUGAACUUUCCAAGACGCUGAGCUUCAAUGUGCACUAUCUUGACCCUGUGGUAGUUGCUCCAGAAGGUCCUAAGCUAGCUUCUCAGGGAGAUGUUGUGGAGUUUCAAUGUAAGACCAAGUCUUUAGACGAAUACACCCUGCAGUGGAAAAAGGACUCUAAGGUGCUGUCACAGACGGGUGUGUUGAGUCUGCAGUCAGUUUCUUUGGCUGACGCUGGUGUGUAUGUAUGUGUCGGAGCUGUACCCUCUGUGCCAGGUCUCCAAAAACAAGCCAGCUUCAACCUUACCGUCUCAGGUAAACCUGAGAUUGAUGCUCCAGUGAAUGGUUUGGUUGCUAAGGAGGGAGGAAUGGUUACUCUUAACUGCUCUGCUCUUGGUUAUCCCGCUCCACAGUUCACCUGGACACCCUCUGGCAAAGAGUCAGUGACAGUAGUGGGGAAUAAGGUGAUCAGCACAGUCACUCUUGUUGCCACGGCUGCUGUUCUGAAGGAUGGUGUCACGUGUGAAGCUUCUAACCAGCAUGGAAUAGACAGCAAGAAGUAUAAAGUGUCCUUGAAAUCAGAUCCAGUGACAGACGCAGUAGACAAUACCGCUAACCGAGGAAACCCCGUGUUUAAAACAGCGGAAAAACAGCAGGGAGGUUCAAGCGCAGUCGUGAUUGCCGUGGUGGUGUGCGUUCUACUGCUCCUUCUGUUGGUGGCUCUGCUCUUUGUCCUCAGUAAGAAAGGCAAACUGAGCUGCGGGAAGAAGGACAAGAAGGAUGUAGCAUCUGGGGAGGUAAAAGGUGGUAUUGUGGUGGAGAUGACAAACAAUGACAAAGGCAACGAGGACUCCAAUCUGCUAAAAAAACCUACUGCAGAAUAGUGUUAAAGAGAGAGACACAGAAAAGAGAUAUAGAAGAACAAGAUUGCCAGAGGAGGAGGGGAUGAAGUGGUGGAAUUAAGAGUGCUCUUUUCCUUUCAAGAAAAUCAAGCCUGAUGGAGAAGAGAAAAGAUGAAUUCAUUUUAGCUGUACAGUUUUCUUUUGAGGGGUGGGGGAGGGUUGUAGGAUGGGCUAUGAUUUUUUUUUUAUUUUUUUUUUUUUACUGAAGGUGGGUUUCAAUUUAGAGGAGGGGGAGGGGUAAUAAAUGUAAAUCUGGCAUAAUUUUGGUAUGUGUACCUCCUGUGUAUGAUUAUAAUCAGGAUAAUUUUUGUCCAUUAAGAAUGACUGAGCAAUAGAACUCUAUGGAAAAGAGCACAAAACAAUGCCGUUCAGUGUGAGUCCACCCCAAAACAAAUACAAAAAAAGUCAGUCACUGUGGACACUGGAUGUUGCUUUACUGUGCUGCACCCUGGUUUUGACUGUUAGAGCAUGGUGUUGCAUGGUGCAGUAUAGCCUCCUGUUGCAUUACAGAAUGCACUUAGCCUACAGUCUAAAUGUUUGAUUCUGCUCAUCUGAACUGCAUACAUGCCAAUAUUUUCAGUUGCAGACCUAACAGAACUUUAGUCGUUUUGGUCAAGAUAUGCAUGGAACAUAUGGAUAUGCCCUCACACUGCAAGUACACACAAAUUAAAUUGUCAAGCUCUGUCAUUCAUAUUUGCCUUUGUAUAGCCCAGUAUUCAAAUUUUUGCCUCAGAUAUUUAGACCAUGCUCUGAAUAUCACACAAUAUGUAUUUCUCAUGUCUUAAACUUUUAUAUUUGGAGCUAAAACAAAAAGCCAGGGAAGGAAUCAAAGAAAUGCAAGUGAGAUGGGUCAUUAAUCCACUAAAUAGAUUCAUUGUAAAGAACUAAACUGCACUGAAACCAUUGAUCUGAAUGCACACAGCCAUUUAAUUCAAGUCUUGAGAGUCUUGUUUUUUUGGAAGAGCUUUAGAGUUACAGAACUUACUAAAUCAGCUAAUUUCCUCUGCACUGCUUUGGAUUCCAUUCUACAGCCCAAACAUGUUUAAAGACUGUAACCUAACUUUAAUUUUAUUAGGCUUGGCCUAUAACGGGGACAGAUCAGUACUAUCUUUUGGGUUUUACAGUUUUUCCUCUUAAAUGGAUUUUAAGAGGGUUAAGGGUUGAUUCAUUUAUAUAUUCUCACCUCCACUUUUAUUAGUUUCUUUAAUGAAUUAUUAAAGAUUUGAAAGUGAUUGGAAAUUAUCUAACUUUUCAGCUCAAAUCAUAAUGCUGGAGCUUUCCCAGUGUACUUGCUUUUUCUUUUUCCAACACUAUUAUCCUCACUAGGUUAUCAUUAUUUAUAUUUAGAGAAACAUAUCAAAUUAAACACCUUCAGACUUUAAGCUUAAGUUGCUCUGUGUUUGUACAGUGAAACUCCAAGACUUCCAUAAACAAAUAAUGACUGUAAAUUCUGCAUGGAAGGAGAUAAACAAGAACACCUUGUAAAAGUUGAGGGACAGGGCCAUAAUUUGUCUACUGUUGUUACAGUGUGAUCAGCUUGUUUGUUAUUUAUCAUUACUAUUAUUCAUUGCCACUUUCAUUUUGCUUUUGUUUGUUUUUAAACCAAAAAUAUAUGUGUGAGAAAGACGGGGAGUAAAAAAGAUUUCUGUAAGCUUGUAUAUGACGUUCCAGGUUUUGUGUUUUGCAAAUAUGUGUUUUUUCCUCAGUAAACACUGUUGUUCAAGUAAGGCACAGCUGGAAGAUUCUAGAAUCACUAUGUUGUUGGAACACACUGUCAUUUUGUCCCAGACCCUCCUGUUAAACAAAGCUGCAGGCCUUGUUAUUUUCUUCAAAUAACAGAUUCACAAUGAGCUGUUCCUUGAUCCGGGUCCUCUGCAUGCCAGAGCAAUGACCAGCUAGAACAAGGACAAUUUUUGAACUGUUUUCACAAUUUUGGAAUAUGACCAGACACGUAUGCACACGCAAACACAUACAGUUCUUCUCUGCACCAACAACACAGUAAUUCUAGACUUUAAUCAGCAUUAUGUGUACAGGUUAACUACAAUUUGAUAAGGGCAUAGAGAGGACUGAGCCGAAAUGGGCAGGGUAGUUGGUGGGAGGGGGUUUGGUUUGGAUAUUACAUUAUUAUUUUUUUACCUACUGAGUCUGUGUGUGUAGUUGAGAGUGUUCUAAUUAAUAGGUAUGUACUAACUGUCCACUAAACACAUGGACCAUUAGCUAAAAAAACAUCUCUGAACUUGGGGAUGGAAGUUUCCAUUUCAAACACUGGAAAAAGUAUAGUGGCCAGUUUGUAAAAAAGACUCCUCAUCAAUUGUUUUUACUUUUAUCUUAAUGCUAUUUUUCACCUUUACUGGUUUAAUUUUGCAAUAUGUAGCCAAAGGUUCAUGUUUAUCAAUGCAAUGUGAUUUAGUUUAGUUAUGGCCAUUAUUUACAUACCAAGAUAUUUGAGCACGCAUUUUAAAAUAGUGUGAAACAAAAGUGUGUUUUUUAAGGAGGAUAUGUAUGUCUUAACUACUGAAAAGUCAUGUUUUCUACAAUUUAACUGGUCUUGCAAGAAAGAAAAACACUGUUUUAAAUAUGUAUUUGCUUCAAUUGUUUAUGCCUUCCAGGUAUACUUUAUAUUUUGUGGUACGCAUUUGUGAACUUUGUAGUUUGUCAUCGUCUGAUUGAAACUGUGUAGAUUUUAUACUGCUAAAAAAGGAAGAAAACAAAUUUCACAAUGUAAUGUAUGUCUCCGUUUUUUGUCGUUGUGUCAAAAUCGUAAUCUAAAUGCCUCAAUUGCUUAUGUAGCAUGAUAAUUUAGAGGGGGAAAAUCAAUUGAGUAUGUUACACUGUUACUAGUCAUCUAAUUAACACUUUCAUUUAGUUUCCCUUGGGGUUUCUUUACUACCAAUGUAAGUGCAGAUUUAACAGGCUUUUAUCAGUUGCUGCAAAAAAAAAAAAAAAAAAAAAAAAAAGAAAAAACAUGUUGGAACUGUCAGGUACGGAGCUAUAUCGUGUAUGAUCUUGUUAAUCAUUAAAUUAUGUGAACCCCCCCUUGAGGAAUUUCUACAUAUAAAGACAGUAUUACCUUUGAGGACAGGUAUUACACAUUUCCAUUAUUGAAAGACACUUAACUUGGAUGAUUAUGAUAUGUAAUCUGAUAGGUGUGGGGUUUAGAUAUUUCAUCUUUGUGAGAAUGAACCGGCAUAUUUAGGGAUGUAGACCAUACACCUUUUUAAGACUGGCACCAUAUUUAGGGAAAGACAGUCUCUUCAACUGUAUAAAGCUGUUUAAAUAUCCUAAAUAAUAUCUCAUUUUCACGACUCGUGUUUUCUGGAGUUUUUUAAUAGUGGAGUUCUGUAUAUUCUGUGGCAAAAUGUUAUUGACCAUGUAGAUUGCUUCCUUGAUUACAGUGAGCAUUCUAGUUUUGUUGUGUCGCUAAUUUCUUGGCAAAAAAGUUUAUUUAUUACCAUAUCCCCAUGGAUUAAACUGGUAUUUCUGAGGUAUUUUGGGGGAAGCCGAAAAUCGAGUGGUAAUCCUUUCCCCCUUUUUCAAAAAAGCAUUCAAAAAUCAUUACAAAUUAUAUUAUCAAUAUAAAAGCCCAAUCAUGCAGAUUUGCUCUGUAUAACAUGAGGAAGAUCAGACCCUACCUCUCUUUGCAUGCUACACAAUUCCUUGUCCAGGCUCUUGUUAUAUCUACACUGGACUACUGCAGUGCUCUUCUGACAGGACUUCCUGCAUGUACACUCAAACCUCUGCAAUUGAUCCAGAAUGGGUGGCACUAUUGGUCUUCAAUGAGCCCAGGAAAACCUUCAAUGAGCCUUCAUUGAACAGCCCUGAUUGCCAGUGGUUGCUUGCAUUAAGUACAAGGCAUUGAUGCUUGCUUACAGAAUAACCACUGGCUCCGCACCCCCUUAUCUGCACUUGCUAAUUCAAGUCUAUGUGCCCUUCAAAAGCUUGCGAUCAGCGGGUGAGCGGCGCCUAGUGGUUCCAUCUCACAGAGGCACAAAAUCACUUUCACCUCAACUGUUCCUUGCUGGUGGAAUGACCUGUCAAACUCCACCUGAGUAGCUGAUUCUGUAGCCACCUUCAAGAAACAUCUAAAUAUGCAUCUUUUUGGCAAGCACUUGACCCAAUCCUACUAAUGCAAUAACUGUCUUCUUUCUCAUUGUAUUCUUUUACCAGUGUCUCUCACCUUUAACCCUACGUGUGCUUCUUUGAGCAAUUUGCAACUUUGUAUUACAGCACUUCUCAUAUUACUGCCUUCUUAGGAUGAAUUGCUUUUGUUGUAUUCCUCAUUUGUAAGGGGCUUUGAAUAAAAGCAGCUAAAAAAAUGAAUAAGUGUAAAUGUAAAAUAUAAAACACCCAGUCCAUGAUGAAAACAAGCCUAAAUAUUUUUUUCUUUAGGCUAUUAAUAGACUGCUGCAUCAUAGUGUUUUCUCCACAGUGACAACAAAAUACAUACAGUAUAUCAUUUUGUUGGGCAUGACUUUUUAUCCAUCUAUACCAAAAAAGGCAGCAAUAAUAGCCUAAAAUAUAAUUAGGAAUUUUAAAAACGUUUGCCGACUAUGCGGGGGGUACACUGUCUCCUGCUGUUGGUGCCACUCUGAAACGGGGCUGUAGCAAGGUAUUCAAGGACCCCUAAAUGUUUAUUGCUCUGGGCCCCUUUCCUAUUAGAAAAUACAGUUUAGAAUUUUAUGUGGGACCCCCCUGGACCUGUGGGCCCCUAGAAUUGUUACCACCUUUCAUCCCACUACGGCCCUGCUCUCAAAUAUGCCGCCUCAAACAAUGAGCAUCUGAUUUUUUGAGCAAGUACACUUGAUAAAUAGAGACCAAAUUUGUCAAGUGGCUAAAUUAAAACUGGACUGGAGUGUAAAAGAAAUUGAAUCGAUUGACCAAAAAGCUGCCAGGUUUUUUUUUUUUUUUGCUUCUUCUUUGAAUCGAAUGUUACGGAAUGCCUUUCCGCUGUUCCGUGUCAUAAUGAAAUAGAACUUUUCAGCUUGUAGUUCAAAAACCUGGAAGAGAAUUUGCCAUGGGAUCCCUCUGGAUUUUCCUAUGGGUUUUUAUACUGAUAAAAUACAACAGUACUAAAAACAAGUUUAAUUAAUUCAUUAUAUUUAGUUCAUUCAAACUAAACAGGUCAAGUCCAAAUUGUUUAAAUCAAACAGUUUUGUUAAUUGUAUGAUCUGUUGUCUCUACAAGACUUCUUAAGUUGAAAAAAUUUAUAUUUAUAUAUCAAUGUAACUUGAGUCAAAGCAGAAAGUUAACACAACUAAGUUAAAUUGAGUCAAUGCAAAUUCUUUAAAUUAAAUGUUAAAUUAACUUGUCUGGGCUUACAGUGCACAGUUAUACCUCAAACGUGAAAGAUGUAUUGAUUUACUUUAAAAAAAACAAAAAAAACAAAAAAAAACAAACAGACACACACACUGCGGCUUUAAAAUUCACGUUUGAGGUAUGACUGUGUGUAAAUUAUGUUGUAGAACAAAACGUCUACAUAUCGUAAGUAACUUUAACCACAGACCUUAUUUUACACAUUAAAAACCCCAUUAUAAAAACCCAUAGGAAAAUCCUGAGGGAACCCAUGGCGAAUUAUUAUUAUUAUUUUAUUUUAAUUAUUAUUUAUUUAUUCAUUCAUUUUUUAUUGAUGCUCAAAACAGUACAUAAGUAAUAACAGUCACCCAUGGCGAAUUAGACUUCCAGGGUUGCCUACAAAUUGACGUCACAGCUGAACAACUCUAUGAGUCCCCACCUGACAUCAUAGCAAUUCCAUUGGCUCAUAGAUAUUUUAAUAGUACUGUAUUCACUACCUAAGUAGAAAUCCUACACAAUCCUUAGCCUACAACUUUGUAAAUAAGACAUUUAAUGACUUUUAAAUCAUAAGUUACACAUAAUAGUUUAUAACCAAAUCUGUAGAUUGUGAAAUUAAUAAUUUAUUGUUCUGUUUUUCAGUUAGCUUACAAUUUGCAAACUAUCUGCAACAGAAUUACUGAACCACCAAAUAUAUUACAUAUAUACACACCUUACAAUCUUAUAUGCCCACAAGCAAUUAUGAGGGACCCUCUGUCAAUGACAUUUCUGUGCAGUCAAUAUAUUUAUUUUUCCCCAAAAUAAAUGUGUCCUGAGCAGGUUUUACAUUUAAGAACGAUAAGCUAAAACCAACUUCCUUAAAACAUGUGUUUAAUGCAUGCAUGUUUUUUUUAAAAUAAAUAUGUUCAUUAUUUAUGUAAAGCCAGUCAAGUUAUUUUCACAUGUGUAGCGCUUAUCAUAAUUACAAACCGUAAAGCCAAUCCCCCUCCUGCAAGCCCUCGUGUUGAAGGUUAAGAUGGUCGAGUCUUAAAACAUACCUAGACAGCAUUUUGGGGCAUUUCACACAUAUUUCAUAAAAAGCUCUGCUUCACCCCGGCCUUGGCCAUUCUAGCAUCAUCCUGCCACAUUUUUCCACAUAUCCCUUUACAUUUUUGCAUGCAAAGGGAUAUAGAUACUAGAAUGCCUGACACUGCCUCUGGUGUGAUUAAAACUAUUUGCUUGCACUGUCCACAUGAGUUUGAGGAAUGAGACAGAUAUAGGCAAAUAGCAUUUGCAGAUGCUUCUGAAGUCAUUGAUUUUGACAGUCACUAACAUAAGCUCAGUCACCUGCCAGGCCAAAGCAUUCUUUUUGCACAGAGACAAAUGCAUUUGAAUGCUGUUUGAUAUAGAGAUGACAAGAAGAUAAAAGGGAAUUUGAAAUCAUAAUUGCUGGAAAUACAAAAGAAAUAGGAAUGGAAGUAAGUUCUGUGUUCCAAUGUAGGGUUCAGGUGAAUAAGCCAAGCUUCUUAGGACAAUUUUUAGAUCCAUUUAUUUUUGUAGAAAGAACUGGAAAGGAUGAUUGGAGAAUUAUUUAAAUUAUGAGACAGAGAAAAUGUGAGUGAGUCAACUUUAUUGGAUGCUCUCAGGCACAUUGUUAUGCAUUUCAUUUAGUGAACAGAAGACACUAUGUCUGGAUCCAUUUAAUUGAUUUUAUGAUGAUUGUCCCUCAUCAAAACAAGUGGCUAUCCAUCUUUCCCCCAAUACCGAUCCACUCUGUGCAUCUUGUUAGUAUGUGAGUGAUUAUCCCUUUCAUACUAUUGUUGAAAGUAUCCUGAUUUCAGAAAAAAUAUAUAUGUAUAUAUAUUGUGAAGAGUUAGUUUUUCAGAUGAGUUCAGAUAACCCUGCCUGAACUUGAAUUAUGCCACUUAAAGUUCAUCCCAAAAUGGAAAUUCUCUCAUCAUUUACUCACCCUCAUGCCAUCCCAGAUGUGUAUGACUUACUUUCUUCUGCUGAGCACAAAAGAUUUUUUUUUUUUUUUCUCAGCCCUGUAGGGCCAUACAAUGCAAGUGAAUGGUUGCCAGAACCAAAGAGCAGAUAAAGGCAGCAUAAAAGUAAUCCAUACAAAUCCAGAGGUUAAAUACAUAUUUUCAGAAGCGAUAUAAUAUAGGUGGGUGAGAAACAGAUCAAAAUGUAAGUCAUUUUUUUACUAUAAAUUCUCCUCCCUGCCCAGUAGGUGGCAAUGUGCUCAAAGAAUGCAAAUUGCCAAAACACAAAAGAAGAAUGUGAAAGUGAACAUUUAUAGCAAAAUAAAUAAAAAUAAUAAUAAUUUAAAUAUUGAUCAGUUUCUCACUCACACCUAUUAUAUUUUUUCUGAAGACAUGGAUUUAACCACUGGAGUCUGAAUACUGUCAUGCUGCCUUUUUUUGCUUUUUGGACCUUCAAAGUUCUGAUCACCAUUCACUUGCAUUGUAUGGACCUACAGAGCUGAAAUACUCUUCUAAAAAAUCUUCGUUUGUGUUCAGCAGAAGAAAGUAAGUCACACAUCUGGGAUGGCAUGAAGGUGUGAGUGAUGAGAGAAUUUUCAUUUUGGGUGAACUUCCCCUUUAAAUCAGAUCUGAUCAAUUAUUGUUCUGAUCAUUGGAUCACUUCUUAGGAAUGUCUUUCUCUUAUUAUGCAUUGAUUUUUACCUUCUUUAUAGCACAGAGCAGCUUCUGUCUCCUUUGUGAUGUGUAGCCAUGUCAUUUAACCAGUCAAAUAUACACUACUAUUACACAGCACUCUGGAAUACUUGAUUCUAAUUAGUCAAUCGUGGAAAUCUGCAGUCAAAUAUUUCUGUAUAAUGACCACUAAACUGUAUAACUGACCAUUGUUAUAAUUGACUGUGCUAGUUCCAUGUCUCUUGUAGCACUCUUUCUCAUUCUUCUCACAUAAUGAAAUAUGCACAUCCUAAAUUAGAAUGUGUAGAAUGUUUUAAUACAUUUAUUUAUGUACAAAGUUUUGGAUUGCACAGAGAAUAACUUUCAAACUGUUGGUAAUGGUGUGAUUGUGUGCUUAUACUGUAUGAAGACAGACAUGAAGCAGCAAGACAAUCCUGCUGAUAGGAAAUGUAGCAGCCCGGUUCAAUAAAACAAUUGAUCUUUCA